AUUAAGCAUGUUACCAUGGUGACGCAGUGACUCGGUUACAUUUACCACAGUGACCAGUUAGCCUAGCAUUGCUGCUCGGGGAUGUCUAGCUUGUACAAAUUGGCCGUUAUAAUGGCCAUGUAUCGUAUGUUUGGUCUAUAACCGGGUUAUGUCUUAAACAGUUAUUUAAUGGCAGCUCCAACAUGAUGACUUUCCAGGUUAAUGCAUCGCUGCCUAACGUUACCGCAAAGGCUUUAUUGUCGGAGCGAAGCUCAAAUUGCAGCCAGCGGGGCCCUGAUGCGGCUAGAUAUCCAGCAUACUGGAACGUUGGAAUGGGAGCAGGUGGAGGACAAGCAGCUGUCAGACAAAAUAGUCAAAUAAGGAGGACGUUGCCUGUGAUUCAACCCCUGAGCAAGUCCAGGGAUUGGAAAACCUUGGUUAGCGGCUACAUAGUUCGAGGGUCACCUGACCUGGCCAAAGAUGACCGACUGGGAACAGAGAUCAAUGGCCCAGAGAAGGACCUCUCUGGAAGACACUUUCUUUUUGAUAAACAAUGUGCGAGGUUAGAGAGGACCAGAACUGUGAUUCCUCCAAUGGCAAGAGACUACCAUGUGCACAGACCCGGCAACCAGCAUCCCCUCAGCCUCUCCAAGAAGCUUUCCCACAGUCAUGCAGGGCGGCCUUUCGACCUGGGCUACCCUGAAAGAUAUGAACUGAAUACAACUCCAUCCAUCCUCUUUCCCUCCACUUUAGUCCUCAAAGGCAGAAACACCUUCUCUGCUGAGAACUGCCAGCUUAGCAGGCCUAAGGUGAAUUAUCCAACCUACAACCCACUGACUGUUAAAGAUAAUCAAAAGAGCCAGUCCUAUCCAGACCCAGUGGUUGGAGCCUCUCGCUCUUUUAUCCACAGGAUAUCUGAGCUGUCCACCUUGGAGGGUGAGACGGUGAGACAAGAAAAACUCAAGAAAAUGAGGAAAGCUAAAAAACCUUCAUCCUGACAAUCACCUUCUUCCCAGUCACUCUGGUCAAGGAUCAAAACCUUUGAGUCUGUGCCAACAACGUUGGAGCAAAAUAAAACUUUUACGGCACCGUGUUCUUUUCGGUGGCUUGUUCUGACUGCUUGUUUGUCCUCAAUGGUAUUAGUUUUCUGCCUAACAUGGCUGGUCUUCACAUUUUGGGAUUCCUGACCUGAGCUCCUCUAUUAGUGAUUGCAUGUAGUAUUUACUGUGGUAAAUUACAGUGUUCGCUAUGACAACAAAUGCUGAUGAUGAAUAUUAAAUAUUUUCUUUUCUGACUCACAGCUGUCAGUAGUUUCCCACUCAACAUAUGCAUGAAAAGAUAUUUAUUUUACCUUUCUAAUGGCUUGUAAUGGCUGUUAUGUAAUUCUGCCAUAAUUAUCGAUCUCAUUACAAGAGUGUUUAAAACAUUGCUGUUGUAUAUGAAUCAAGCUGUGUGGAAUAUCUAUGUACAUAUUGAAUAGUUUAGCAAAACCAUUAUUGUGCCUUGUGAAACGUCUUCCUGGAAUUAAAUACAUUUCUUUUUGUUAUUGUUACUCCUUUUGUGAAGAACAUUUCCCCUUUGUGAGUCUUGGUUUUUUCUUAUAUCUUCUAGAGGGCUAAUAAAAGGAGCUUCCCCUUUUGGCACAUAUACUACAUAUCGACCAGCGCAAUAUUGAGAAUGCCUAAAAGAUUGCAAUGAAACAUAAUCUGCAUUCCAUAUCUACAAAACAGACACAAAACUGUGCCCCCAGAUCCCAGAAUGUGGUACUUUCCCACAUAAUGCAUUGUUGUAUUGUAUGGAAGAAAGCUCAUGUCUCUGAAUAGUCUUCAUUGUAUUUCACAAAGACAGCAUGGUGUUUUUGUUUAGAGAGAAAUGAGGAUUUUAUUAUUUAAAGAUGUAGUAGCUGGAGUCCUGAUUUCUUGUUUAAAAUUUGUGAUACUAUGA
Molecule: messenger RNA, 1923 nt
Organism: Perca flavescens (yellow perch)
Lineage: Eukaryota; Metazoa; Chordata; Actinopteri; Perciformes; Percidae
Gene: c22h8orf89
Product: chromosome 22 C8orf89 homolog
Exons: 7
Coding region: 183-977 (264 amino acids)
Source: RefSeq, a predicted model, not a curated record